GAGAGAGAGAGAGAGGAGGGGAGAGAGGGGACCGGCAGAGAGCAGUCCGUCUCCGUUGGAUGCGCUGUUGGUUGUUCUGGUUUUAAAGCUCCAUCCUCGGCUCUCAGCGACCCCUCCCCAGUCCGUCCAAACCUAAAGGACUAUGACUGGUAGAGCCAUCUCCCAAUUUAAGGGGAUCCAGUUUGGAAGAUAAAACAUCUGUGACCUGUGCAUCCUACACCCCCUCCAGAUAAAAUGACGACUAUCUCAGUGGGCGUUGUGUGGCUGUGUCUCGGCCUGUCCCUGGAUGCUUUGUCUUUGAACGGACAGAGAAGAGAGACUGUAGAUGGAGAGCAAACUGACGCAGCGAUCAGAGGAGAAAAGCUGCUCAAAAGAGUGAGACGCGGCUGGAUGUGGAACCAGUUUUUCCUGCAGGAGGAGUACACAGGCAGCGACUACCAGUACAUUGGCAAGCUCCAGUCGGACCAGGACAAAGGCAGCGGCUUAGUCAAGUACGUUCUGUCCGGCGAGGGGGCCGGCACCCUCUUCGUCCUCGAUGAGAACAACGGUGACCUGCACGCCACUCGCCGCCUGGACCGCGAGGAGAAGGCUUUUUAUAUCCUCAAGGCCACAGUGGUCAACAAACGCACGGGUCAGAAGCUGGAGCCAGAGACGGAGUUCACCGUUAAACUCCACGACAUCAACGAUAACGAGCCUCAGUUCAGCAGGGAGGUUUACACCGGCAGCGUACCUGAGAAGUCUAAUAUCGGUACAUCAGUCAUCCAGGUGACAGCGACGGAUGCUGAUGACAGUAUGUAUGGGAACAGUGCCAAACUGGUGUACAGCAUCAGCCAGGGACACCCGUACUUCUCUGUGGACCCAAACACAGGUGUGAUCCGGACCGCCUUGGGUCCUGGCGACAUGGACCGCGAGCAGCGGGAGCACUAUCAGGUGGUGAUUGAAGCUAAAGACAUGGCCGGACAGAGAGGAGGUCUCACUGGAAGCACCACGAUCAACAUCACGCUCACGGACGUCAACGACAACCCUCCCCACUUCACUCAAAGUAUUUACCAGUUCAGAGUUCCUGAGUCGUCCGUGUCCGGCACUCCAGUUGGGAGAAUCUCAGCCACUGACAGGGACAUUGGGAGGAACGCCGAGAUGUAUUUCUCCAUCGUCAGUGGAGACGGCAUGGACAUGUUCGACAUCUCCACUGACAAAGACACCCAGGAGGGAGUCAUCACUGUCAGCAAGCCUUUGGAUUUUGAGAAGGAGCCAUCCUACACAGUAGAGAUCCAGGUCCAGAACACCCAGGUGGACACUCGCUUUAUGUCCGCAGGCUCUAAAGACAUGGCAACGGUUCGAAUCGGCGUGGACGAUGUGGAUGAGCCGCCGCUGUUCGACAAAGCCAGCUAUCUGAUGGAGGUGAAGGAAGACGCUGCAGUGGGCGUCGCUGUGGGCUCAGUCAGCGCCAUGGACCCCGACGCAGCUCGCAGAAUGGUCAAGUACUCUAUCGACCGCCGCACUGACAUGGACCGCCUGUUCAACGUCCAUCCAGGGAAUGGAUCCGUGUUCCUUCUCAGAAGCCUGGACCGAGAGGACAUCGCCUGGCAUAAUAUUUCAGUCAUAGCCACCGAGUUCAAUAACCCCCGUCAGAGCAGCCAUGUCCCUGUCUACAUCCGCCUGCUGGACAUCAACGACAACGCUCCCACCUUCGCCACAACGUAUGAAACCUAUGUCUGUGAGAGGACAAAGGCUGGCCAGCGGAUCCAGACGGUGAGUGCUGUCGAUGCCGAUGAGCCGUCAACGGGACACAAGUUUUUCUUCAGCCUGGCUCCUGAGGGGACACACCGCAGCAACUUCACUGUCCGGGACAACGGAGAUAACACUGCUGGCAUCCUCACACGUCGAGCCAGCUACAGCCGCCUUCACCAGAGCAUCUACCUGGUUCCCGUGGUGAUCACCGACGGCGACUACCCCAUGCAGAGCAGCACCGGCACUCUGACCGUGAGGGUGUGCACUUGUGACCGUGAAGGCAACAUGGAGCUGUGUAACGCCGAGGCUCUGAGCAGCUCUCCUGGUCUCAGCACCGGAGCACUCAUCGCCAUCCUCCUGUGUGCCAUCAUACUGCUGAUGAUCGUGGUUCUGUUCACCGCUUUGAAACGCCAAAGAAAGCAGGAGCCCCUCAUCAUCUCCAAGGAGGACGUCCGGGACAACGUGGUGAGCUACAACGACGAGGGCGGCGGAGAGGAGGACACCCAGGCUUUCGACAUCGGAGCACUGCGACACCCGGAUGCCGCCGCUGCCGUGUUGGAGGAGUCCGCCAAACAGAGGCGCGACAUCAUCCCCAGUGACACCCUGCUGUACCCGCCGUGCCGCCGACUCCACCCCGCAGCCUCCGGCCUCAUCAUGCCGCCGGUCAGCAUGCCGUCGCGGGACAACGGGGACGUACGCGAGUUCAUUAACCAGAGAGUGCUGGAGAAUGACUGCAACCCGACGGCGCCGCCGUACGACUCGCUGGCCACUUACGCCUACGAGGGCGCGGGCUCGGUGGCUGAGUCGCUGAGCUCGCUGGGCUCAGCGUCGUCUGAGGCGGAGCAGGACUACCACUACCUGAGUGACUGGGGUCCCAGAUUCAGGAAACUAGCUGACCUGUACGGGGCUGAGGACGGGGACUUCUCCUAACAAAGAACCCACGAACACACUCUCUCUUCCAUUUCAAAGACGGGUUCAGGAAAGAUUUUUGUUUUGACCAAUGCAGGGCCAAGGACAGCAACAUCUAACUAACACAAACUCAAUAUUAGAGAUUGUAUACAUAACCGAUGAACUUUAAGAAAAUCUGAAAACUUUUACCAAUACAGAUGAGCCACAAUCCACAUGAUAAACAAACCAAUGUGCUGGCAUGUUCAAGAACGCCAACUGAUCCUUGACCUGUUUUCACUGCACAUGGAUCCAAAAUGGAGCAUACCAAGUCAUUUUUUAUCAGUCCGGAUUAUCGGAUUUUGGGGAAUGGGAACUAAUGGAUGUAGAAAUGUAAAUUAACCAGCGUAACCAGUGAAGCACAAAAACCUUCAGCUCCACUUCUUCAAAGACUCGUUUCAGUCCUGAACGGAGUCUGAAAAAAAAAAAUUGGAGUGUAUUUUAUAUUGGAAAUUUGACUUGAAACACUUUCAGGCUUUUCUUUAAUCUCUCCUGGGUUACCAAAAAAACAUUUUGCAGAGUGUUUUCAUGUGGCUUAACAUUUGUCAUUCAAGGCAAACUGAAAGGAGGAAAGUCUUGGGAAGAGGUCGAUCAAGAAAACCCCAGUGUAGUUAUUUCAGGACUGGACCACACACACUUACCUCUGCAGAUUUAAGGUGGAGAGUGUGUGUUAAGCGAAACCGAUUUUCUUUCUAUUUUUUGACUAAGUGCCCUUCUGCUGCCCUUCGAGCUGAUCUGUGGAUGCCUGUCGGUUGGCUGAGACUGGAGGGGGCUAUUGACUCUUAAAUAAUUGUGUUUUAUCUUUUUUGCUGUCUUCUACUAAAAAAGACCAUUCCAGAGGAGCCGUUCUGAAGGAUCCUCGCUUGAAAAUCGCCUUCUUCGGGACACAGAGUAAUUAAAAAAAAAA
This is a messenger RNA of Etheostoma cragini (Arkansas darter), 3583 nucleotides long. RefSeq names its product cadherin 6 (gene cdh6). Bases 235 to 2661 code for a protein of 808 amino acids. Gene Ontology annotation, molecular function: calcium ion binding; cadherin binding. The record is from RefSeq and is a predicted model, not a curated record. Lineage: Eukaryota; Metazoa; Chordata; Actinopteri; Perciformes; Percidae. The transcript has 12 exons. Gene Ontology annotation, biological process: calcium-dependent cell-cell adhesion; cell-cell junction assembly; cell morphogenesis. Gene Ontology annotation, cellular component: adherens junction; plasma membrane; catenin complex.